Messenger RNA from Cyclopterus lumpus (lumpfish), 1665 nucleotides. Its product is annotated as interferon-induced protein with tetratricopeptide repeats 1-like. Gene Ontology annotation, biological process: defense response to virus. The transcript has 2 exons. The record is from RefSeq and is a predicted model, not a curated record. Gene Ontology annotation, molecular function: protein binding. NCBI's taxonomy places the organism in Eukaryota, Metazoa, Chordata, Actinopteri, Perciformes, Cyclopteridae. Gene Ontology annotation, cellular component: cytosol. The coding region runs from base 352 to 1665 and encodes 437 amino acids.
GCUCAUUACUACCCUCCGCAGGAUAACACAAUGAACGACAUUAGUCAAGAUGAAGCGUCAGUGAAUUAUCAUGAGAGGUGAAUCUGAAUACCUCAAACUGUAUUUUAAUCAUUACAAAGGAGAAGAGAGAAGAGAUGUGCUGAGUCAUGAGUUGGUGGGCUUGUUCAGUGGGAGCGAUGCGACUGUAUAGUUUCUAUUACUGGGAAAGGAAGGUCCACUGAGUUCAAAUCCAGUGCUCAACAACGCCAGAGAAGUUGAACCUUUGUCAUUUUAUGGCGCCGCACCUCAAGCCACACUGUGCAUAGUUCAAAGAGCAGACAGAGAGACUCGUACUUCUCCAACUACAGCCGGAUGAUGAGUGCAGCUCAGAGUCCAACAUCACUGGAGUCCAAACUGGAGGCCCUGCAGUGCCACUUCACAUGGGAUCUGGACCCCAGCAGGACUACACUUAACUGGCUCAGGGACCAGCUGGAGGACAUCGGCACCGAGGAGGGAUACAGCUGGCUGGGUCACAGUUACAACCUGCAGGGGUAUAUCUACUACCAGCUGGGGUUAAUCGAUGACGCCUGCCAAUUCCUCAGCAGGGCUGCGGAGGCCUUCCGCCAGAUGAGAAACACCGUCUCAGAUGAGGGUCCCUGGUUGGUGGUGAACCACGGGAACCUGGCUUGGCUGCACUACCAGAGGAAAGAACGAGCAGAGUGUCAGGCUUACCUGUUAAAAGUCGACUCCCUGAUAAAUGAGUACCCAUCUCCAUCCCAGGACGAGCUCCACCCGGAGAUCUACGCUGAAAAAGCCUGGACCCUGAUGAAGUUCAGCAAAGACAGAGAGCUGGUUGCAGAUUACUUCCAGAGAGCCAUCAGGAUGCAGCCGGACAUGGUGGAGUGGCACACCAGCCACGUCAUAGGGUUAGAGAAUUCUCUUAGACACAGUGACAUAGGGCUGGCGGCUGACAUCUUGGAGAAAAUGAAAAUCGCCAAGGAACAUGAUCCAGAGAACUUGUAUCUCGCUGCUCUUUACCUUGAGGCAUGUGCUAAGAAAGGAAAGAACAUUGAAAGUGAAGCACGUGAGUUGGCCAGAAGGGUUUUAAGAAAGCCCGUCAGCAGCUACAGUGGUAUCGCACCAUUACUAAGGCUGUACAGAAUCUAUGUAUCUAUGGAUGAGGCCAUUGAUUUGGCAGAGGAGGCUCUGGAAAGAAAUCCAGAUGAGCGUUAUCUGAAGAGAUGUGCUGCACUCUGCUACAAGGGGAUCUUCCAGGGGAGGGACAAUCCCCUGGAGCACAGCAUGAUCGAAAGAGCAAUCAGUCUCCAUAGGGAAGUGAUUACUCUGUACCCUCUUUCUUCACUUCCAAUAGAAAUAUAUCUUGCCAACAUCUACGCAGAGUCCAAUAACCAAGCUAAAGCUGACCAGAUAUACAAGGAACUGUUGAAAAGGGAUCUGGAUCCCGAAGCGGCACAGAUGCUUUACAACUACUAUGCAAAAUAUGUACAUUUCGUUCGAAGGGAGAGCUACAUGUCGAUAGAAUACCACAUGAGGGCGGCAGCGAUACGGCAACAAUCUUCCUAUCGUAAGAACAGCAUCAACACUCUGGAGAGGAUUAGAGAAAGAAACAGAAACCGAAUGUGCGGAGAAAUUGAUGAGUUUCUUAAUAACCUGAAAAAACCCUGA